AUGGAUUAAAUGUCCGAAGAAGAUCGUGCAGUAAUAGAUUUAAAAAAAGUAAAAGAUAAUUUGUUCGAACGUCAAAAAUAAAUAGAGCAAAAUAUGUAACAAGCAUAAGAAUAAGCUAAAGAAUUUUUAAAAUAAAAAUAAUAAAUAAGAGCUAAAUAUGCACUAUAAAGAAAAAAACUUUACGAUAAUUAUUUAGAUAAUAUACUUUAGUAAGAUCAUAUUAUUAAUAAAACAAUUAUGUAAUUAAAAUAAACUUUUGACUAAAAAUAAUUUGCUGAAACUCUUAAAAAUGCAAGCUAAUUAAUGAAAGAUAUUAAUAAAUCUAUUGAUAUUGAUGCAAUUUAGGAAGCUGGAGAAAAUUUAAAAGAAUUAGAAAUAAAUAACUAAAAGUUUAAUGAGCUUUAUUAAUAAUAUGUAGGAGAUGAAGGAGAUUAAGAAAUUUAAAAUGAUAUUAAUUAAAUGGAAGCUGAGUUAAUUAAAUUCUAAGUAGAAAAUAUACCUAAAGCUAAUGUAAAUAAUAAUAAAGUUUAAGAAAAUUAAUAAAAUAUAUAAAAUAAAUAACAAAAUGAUAAUAUUGAUGAUUAAUUAGCAAUGUUAGCAUGA
Ichthyophthirius multifiliis is the source of this 603-nucleotide messenger RNA. RefSeq names its product snf7 family protein, putative. Gene Ontology annotation, biological process: vacuolar transport. The transcript has a single exon. Lineage: Eukaryota; Ciliophora; Oligohymenophorea; Hymenostomatida. The record is from RefSeq and is a predicted model, not a curated record.